Molecule: messenger RNA, 2027 nt
Organism: Suncus etruscus (white-toothed pygmy shrew)
Lineage: Eukaryota; Metazoa; Chordata; Mammalia; Eulipotyphla; Soricidae
Gene: AMIGO2
Product: adhesion molecule with Ig like domain 2
Exons: 2
Coding region: 366-1922 (518 amino acids)
Biological process (GO): brain development
Molecular function (GO): protein binding
Source: RefSeq, a predicted model, not a curated record
CUCCCAUCCCCGAGCAAUGUGGAGAAGAAAAUCAGAGAACCUACGGGAGACUAUUGCAAUGUCUGGGUUUGCUGCUGCUGCUGCUGCCGCGCUGUUGCUUGAAACUGCUCAAAGUUAGAGAGCCAGCGAGAGGCUGCCGCCCGCCGGGAACUCAGGGGAAAGAACUCGGAAGAUGCUGGAGUGACAGACAGACAGACAGACAGACAGACAGACAGACAGACAGCCGCUCGCAGACUCCCAGACCUGCGGAAGACACCACCCUCGGCGGCCCAUCUCCUGUGCCCCGGAGACAUCCUAGAUCUGUUCACUGGUGGGAGGCUGAGCUGGUGGAAAAAGGCAUCAGGAAGUGACUGGAGGCGCCCAUAAUGUCUUUGCAUUCUCACCCUCUGCCUGGAGUUGUCAGACCUGGCUGCAGGAAACUGCUGUGCUUGUUGGUCAUCACCGUGACUGUGAGUCGUGGAGCCUCGGGGGUAUGCCCCACCACUUGCAUCUGUGCCACGGAUAUCGUGAGCUGCACCAACAAAAACCUGUCCAAGGUGCCUGGAAACCUGUUCAGACUGAUUAAGAGACUGGAUCUGAGCUAUAACAGAAUUGGGCUUCUGGAUUCUGAGUGGAGUCCAGUCUCUUUUGUAAAGCUCAAUACCCUGAUUAUCCGGCAUAACAACAUCACCAGCAUUUCCACGGGCACUUUUUCCAUCACUCCCAAUUUGAAGUGUCUUGAUUUAUCCUCUAAUAAGCUGAAAUCUGUCAAAAGUGCUGUGUUCCAAGAGCUGAAGGUUCUGGAAGUGCUCCUCCUAUACAACAAUCACAUCUCCUAUCUCGAUCCUUCUGCGUUUGGGGGGCUUUCCCAACUGCAAAAACUCUACCUAAGUGGAAACUCUCUAACGCAGUUUCCGAUGGAUUUGUAUGUUGGAAGAUUCAAGCUGACAGAAUUAAUGUUUCUAGAUGUUUCCUAUAACCGGAUCUCUUCCCUGCCAAUGCAUCAUAUAAAUUUAGUGUCAGGAAAACAGCUGAGAGGCAUCUACCUUCAUGGAAACCCAUUUGUUUGUGACUGUUCAGUUUAUUCGUUGCUCAUCUUUUGGUACCAUAGGCAUUUUAGCCCAAUGAUGGAUUUUAAGAGUGAUUAUACCUGUUACUUGUGGUCUGACUCCAAGCAUUCCCAUCCCAUACCUCUGCUCCAGGAUAGAUUUAUGAAUUGCUCUGACAGUAUCAUCAAUGGUUCCUUCCAUGCACUCGGCUUUAUUCAUGAGGCUCAAGUGGGAGUCAGGCUAGUCGUUCAUUGUGACAGCAAGACCAGUAACGCAAAUACUGAUUUCCGAUGGGUGAGUCCGCAUAACAAACUGCUGGAGCCAGAGAAAGAGAUGGAAAACUUUCAUGUGUUUCACAAUGGAAGCCUUGUUAUAAAAAGUCCUCGUUUUGAGGAUGCUGGAGUGUAUUCCUGUAUUGCAAUAAAUAGACAUCGCUUGUUAAAUGAAACUGUGGAUGUCACUAUAAAUGUGAGCAAUUUCACCACAAACAGAUCUCAUGCCCAUGAAGCAUUCAACACAGCUUUCACUACUCUUGCUGCUUGCGUUGCCAGCAUCAUUUUAGUGCUUUUGUACCUCUAUCUGACACCGUGUCCUUGCAAGUGUAAAACCAAAAGACAAAAAAACAUGCUAAGCCAAAGCAGUGCUCCUUCCUCUGCUCUCAGCCCUGGCCCCACUGAUGAUGCACCCACUGAUGAACGCAAGGCAGGUGCUGGUAAAAGGGUGGUGUUUUUGGAGCCCCUGAAGGAUACUACAGCAGGGCAGAAUGGGAAAGUCAAGCUCUUUCCCAGUGAAACGGUGAUAGCUGAAGGCAUCUUAAAGUCCACUAGAGUGAAAUCUGAGUCAGACUCAGUCAAUUCAAUGUUUUCAGACACACCCUUUGUGGCAUCGGCCUAAUUCUGUGCCUGUAUUUGUAUGAUAGAGUCACUUAAUCUUUCCAUAUUUAACUUUGUGUGUGGUCUACGAACUAUAAACACCAGGAGAGAAAUUGUUUUGUUUUUU